This is a messenger RNA of Bombyx mandarina (wild silkworm), 710 nucleotides long. RefSeq lists its product as uncharacterized. The record is from RefSeq and is a predicted model, not a curated record. Lineage: Eukaryota; Metazoa; Arthropoda; Insecta; Lepidoptera; Bombycidae.
AUGGCGCGUUCUACAUUGUCCUUGAUCCUAGCUCUGAGUUUGUUCGCUAACGCGUUCUCCGUGCCAUACGACUCGAGGCCACAGAGAGAUGUUAUUGACAACGAAAUUAACAACAAAGAAACACAGAAAAGCACAACAACAACAGCAGACCAGAGUCUGGACAGUUUUGAUGACAACGACAAUGAUUUCGAAGAAGACUUCGCGGAUCCAUUGCAGACUUCAGCGUCUUCCGGCGGGAGCAACAUAUUCAGCUUGCUGAAAUUAGCAACGGCCUUUUUGCCUAGUGCGAGUGGCUCGAGUGGAUCAGGUGGUUCCAGUUCUGCUAAUACCAGAGCUGAAACAAGCAUUUCACCACUGUGGACCCUCAAGCUGGACAUUCUGAAGGCGGUCUUGCAUUUCGGGACCAGCAUUUUGGGACUCUCUUCAUCUACAUCUAGUGAAGCUUCUGCGUCAUAGUUACGCUUACUAAUAAAUUAAUUCUUGCAGUAUUGUCAUUUUGUUAGAGGUAUAAAAUUUAACGAACCUAAUUCUUAAUAACGAGAAAUAAAAAAGAAGAAUCUUAAAUGUGAAAUGAUUCAUGCUGGAUGCUUUAAAUCAUUAAAUAAUAUUUGAUAAUUCUAACAGUUUUUUCAUGUUCAACUAAAGACGAAUCCCAAUUUUUAUUUUUUUAUUGCUUUGCUUAUAUGGGUGGACGAGCUCACAGCCCACCU